Drosophila busckii is the source of this 6310-nucleotide messenger RNA. RefSeq names its product HEAT repeat-containing protein 1 homolog. The transcript has 4 exons. Gene Ontology annotation, molecular function: snoRNA binding. The coding region runs from base 1 to 6240 and encodes 2079 amino acids. Gene Ontology annotation, cellular component: t-UTP complex; small-subunit processome; 90S preribosome. The record is from RefSeq and is a predicted model, not a curated record. Gene Ontology annotation, biological process: positive regulation of transcription by RNA polymerase I; maturation of SSU-rRNA from tricistronic rRNA transcript (SSU-rRNA, 5.8S rRNA, LSU-rRNA). Lineage: Eukaryota; Metazoa; Arthropoda; Insecta; Diptera; Drosophilidae.
AUGAGUACAUCGUUGGCACAGCAACUGCAUAAAUUAGCAGCGCCACAAACAUCUGUAACGUUAGCGGAUGCACGCAGCCGCGCUUCAAUAUUGUUUGAUCCCAAAGAAGCGGCUACUAAAGACAGACGCGCUAUAUAUGAAAUUGGCUUAAGUGGGCUGCUAGAGUUAACGGCAUUCAAUGCUUCAUUCAAAGAGUUUCAGCUAACGCUAUUUGAUGAGGCUACACUGACGCUGGAGCGCGCUGUGGAACAGUCGGAGGUAAAUGAGCUGCUGAAUGCUUCUAUAGCGAAGUUUAUGCGACUGUUGUCGCCAUACUUUCUGCUACGUCCGGCGCACAUGUGCUUUGAAUGGCUGUUGCGUCGCUUCCAAGUGCACGAAUACAAUCGCAGCGAUGUCAUGUCAUUGAUAUUACCCUACCAUGAGACGAACAUGUUUGUUCAAGUGCUGCAGACAAUGCGUUUGCGUCAAUCUGAUGAAGAUUGGUUCUGGCUGCGUCGUCUGCAACGUCCUGGUGUGCCGCUCUCUAAGACUACCAUCGUAAAUCGUGCCGCCAGCGUGCCUUCCUUUUUGAAAUUCAUCUGCCAGAGCACGCGUAGCGCUGUCAAGGAACUGGGACCACGUGCGCAUCAGCUGCAGGCGCAGCUUAAUUUCUACGCUACAGUUGUGGUGGGUGCGCUGCAAACUGCGAAACCGCUGGAGGAUUGGCAUAUAGCUACCAUACUGGAGUCGCUGCUCAAGGGCCUAAGCUCGCAUACCGUGGACUUUGCUGCUGCCUCUUAUGUUAUUGUGGCGCAGCUGGUGUCACGCACCAAACUGAAGACCAAAGUGUGCAAUGCACUGCUGGAGCGCGUGGCCAAUUGCACAUUUGAGCGUCUGCAUACCACAGCGCUGUUGCUGCUCAUUUGGAUUCAUGACAAACAGCAGGCGGCCCAGCCACAAUUUACGCCAGAAACUUUGCAUAAUUUGGUAUGUCAGAAGUGGUUAAUUGAAGCCUUGGCUAAGCUCGCCAAGGAGCAGCUGGCCAUACAAGCUAUAUGCAUGCCUCUACUGCGUGGCUGUGUUGUAGCAAUCAGAGAGUCAUCCUCUGUGGCACAUAGACAGUUUCUGGAUAGUUUGCUAUCGGAGGUGGCAUUUAACAAAAGCAGCGCACAACAAUUUAUUAACUGCUUCCUGGACACCUUUGUUGAAACGGAGUCCGCUGCCAUGGAUACAGAUGAUAAGCCAGAGGAUGAGGAUACAAUAGUCAUCGAUUCGGAUGAUGAGGAAAUGCCUGGAAUUAAAACUGAUUUCCAAACCUGGUAUACGGAAUUUUUGGAAAAACUAGAACGCCGCUAUCCGGAGGCAUUUGAUGCAAGUGUCAAGGCAGCGCUGAGCUCCAAGCACACAAGCAGCAAUAGCCAGAAGGCGCUGAAGUUAGCAUUGGGCUUUCGUUUAAACACUACAGAUGAGAAGGCCAAGCGCGCCUAUGAGAAACUCUAUCAUUAUAAUCCGGAAUGGCGCUUGCAAGCUGUACAAAUGCUGUUGCAAAAUCUAAAGCAUCCCAAGCGUCGCGAGCGCAGCUAUCAACUGCUCAAGGAGUGUGUGGCGGAUCGCCUGCAGGAUGAAAGCGCGGCUGUAGUCUCGGCGCUGCUAACGCUGCCCACAGCAGACUUUGUGGAGAUGCUAGGAGCAACAGAAUUUGCGCAAGUUCUUUGCGAAUUGUUGCAACGUGCACAGCAGCAAAGACAAACCAGCUGGGAUGCAGUGGUGCCCCAAACAGUGCAACAUUUAACGACCUCUAGCGUGAGCGACAAAUAUGAUGCAAAUCUGUUGCUGCUGGCAUUGAUGCCGUAUCUAUUUCCCAGCGUGGAGCUGAGCGCAAGAGAGCAGGCAGCGCUGUUGAUAAUAUUGAAUAGCAAUCUAGCAGAGAAGCUGCCAUUCCUAGCAAAGCUGCAGUCGGAUGAGAAGUUGAACAUGGCGCAGCAACGUCAGCAGUUCAUGGAUGUGCUGGCAGCAGUAGCACCAGCUGGCGGACAAAAGGCGCUGUUAGACAGCGUGGAGCAGGCGGGAGGCGUGGAGUAUCUAAAAGCGGCGCCUGCCAAGUUUACGCAUCUAUUGCUGCUGAUAACAGCGUUUACCAAAAAGCAACUGCUGGCAAGUGAUGCAUUGCAGUUGCUGCAGCGUUUAGACAUCUACAGCAAAGGCUUGGAGUUUAAGCUAAGCAAGGAUUCGACGCAGCAUGUGCCGCUGCAGCUUUAUGUGGACUUUCUGCUAACGCUCAGCAGACAAACCAAAUUUGGUGACUUGGCUAAUGCGAACUGGAGUGAAUUGAGCGCAGAGUUGAAGCUGACGCUGAAACUGUUGCAGCUACUGGGCAAUCAAGUGUUCAAGGAGCAAAGCGUGCAAGCUGAGCGCGCUGAAUGGACGCGCGUGCUUAAGGAGUUUGUGAAUCAUGCGCUACCCAAGCCGCAGCAAAAGCUGCAAUUUCUAACCAACUUUUAUGUGUACGAAUCGCUGGAUUGGCCGGACUACGCAGUGCUGCGUCUACAAGGCUUUAAAUUGCUGCAAGCGCAGCUCAGCAGCAUGAAGGACAACAGCUUCAAGCUGAGCUUGGACCAGCUGCUGCACUUGGCGCAUGGCUGCAGCGCUGAGUUGCAAGCGCUGCGACAACAAACGCUCGUAACUCUCAAGCUGUUGCAAAAGCAAAAACUGGAGCCGCAUGUUAACUUUUUGCUGGAGUCGUUGCUGGCGCAUCAGUCGGAGCUCAACAUGGACCAUGAACAAUACGCGCUGAUACUGCAUACCAUACUGGAGUCGCAUGAGGGCAAGACCAAGGAGAACAUGUGGCGCUCAAAGUUGCGCACGCAGUUGCAAGAGCUGCUGGCAGCGCCGCAGCAGCCGCCACACUGCAGCAUAGCGCUGUUGCAAGCUCUCAAGCAUCUGAACAGCGCGGAGCUGUUGACAGCGCUGUUGCCGCUGGCGCAGCAAAUGUUGCAACAUGUGCAACAGUCAGAUGGCAAGAUGCAGCAGCUGCCCAAGCCGUAUAGCAUUAUCUAUGGCGCUAUAAUGGAGCGCUUUGAAGGUGCUGUGGCACUAAAAGUGUUGCAGCGACAGCCCGAGGCGUGGCAGCUGCUGGAGGCAAGCUUUGCGCUGCAUGCUGCUUAUAUAGAGCUGCAUGCACAGCUGCAACCGUUGCCCUGUUUGCUGUUGCAUUCACUGCAUGCCACAACUUUCGACAGCUUCAGCAAUGAGCAUAAAGUGCGUUUAAUGCAACUGAUUGUCAAGGCAGCAUCUGAGGCAACAAGUGAUGCAAUAUUCCUAGCAGCGCAUAAGCUGCUGAAGCAUUGCAGCUUGGACUGCCAGCCGCUGGUGCCGCUGUUGCAGCAAAUGUGCGUGCAACAGGCGACAACGCCUGCCAAUAAGCGCAGACUGGCGACGCAGCCACAGCUGGACUUGAGCUCACAGGCUUGGAAGCAGGGGAUUACGCUACUGGAGCUGCUCGAGCAUAAGCAGCACUUGCAGCAGACGGCGCUGCUGAUACCCACGCUGUUUCAACUGCUGCAAAACUGCCUCAGCCUGGAGGAGCACAGCACUGUGGAGUAUCCCAAGCAGCUUAUACUCUCCAGCCUGCUGCACUGCUGUCAGCUGAGCCAAGCGCAAGGCGUGCAGCUGGCCAAGCUGCUGCCCGAGUCAAGCUUCCGCAUCGAGCAAGUGGUGCAGUGUUUGCGCCACACGCAGAAUCCACAAACGCAACAGCAUGCGCUGCUGUUUUUGAGUCACUGUGCUACGCUUUAUCCCCAAGCGGUGCUGCAUAAGAUUGUGGAAAUCUUUACAUUCGUUGGCACCACAGUGGCGCGACAUGAUGACGCCUUCAGCUUGCAUAUUAUAAAGCAAGUGGUGGAGACUAUUAUACCCACGCUGCUGCUCACACAGGAUCACGCGCUGCUGCUGCCUGUGCUUAAGGUCUUUGCUGACAUUUGUCUGGAUGUGCCAGUGCAUCGUCGCCUGACAUUGUAUCAAACGCUGUUCCGCGUGCUGCCCGCUGCUGCGCAUCAUUGGCAGCUGCUCUGCAUGCUGCUGGAGGCGCAAAUGCUGCAGGAGCAAGCGCAGCAGGGCAAGCAAAUUCUGCAGGAUAAAACGCGUUUGGAAUUCGCUUGUGAGCUGACUUUAAGCUUUGAGCCUGCGGUUAUAUUGCAAACAUGCGUGCAGCUGCUGAGCUACUUAACUGAAUUGCCCGCCAGCAAAGCAGCCUUCGAGCAGGCACAAGGCUCAGGCAACAAGCAGCAGCAACAGCAGCAGCAGCUGCUGUUUGAUUUACGCUCACGCAGCUUUAAGCAGCUGCGUCACUUUAAAUAUUUAAUACUUGACUUUCUCUCUGGCCUAAGUUGCUCGCAGCAAUUCCAAGCGCAGCUAAGCAACAAGGAGCUGCUCAAGCCGCUCUAUCAACAAUUCAUACUACACACUCUAGCCUAUGUGGCUGUGCUCAAUCAAGCGCUGCAUUCAAGCUCGGGGCAACCGUCGCUGGAGAAAUAUUGGCGCGUGCUCCUCAAUCAUAUACACGAUGUUUUGGACAAUGCCAUUGGUUUGCUUUCACCGGAAUAUUUCCUGCAAGUCAUCGUGGAGUUGCUGCAACACGAGCUGCUGCCUGUGCGGCUCAAGUUGCUGCAGCUGUUGCACACCAAACUCGCUGCCACCAGCAGCUAUUUCACCAAUACGGACGCCACACACUUUGCGCUGCUUUUCGCGCCUCUGGGCGGAUUUAUUGAUGAAAUUUUGGCUGCAGCUGCCACACACACACCACAGCAGGCUCAGUUGCAACAAUGUGCACUGCAGGCGCUACAGCUGCUGGCUCAUCGUCAUGGUCGCAGCUAUCUUAGCGAAUGUCGCGAGCUGUUGGCCAAGUUAACACGCAUACUCAAGCAUCGCGCGCAGGUGCCCAAAGCUGUGCUGGGCAAUGUGGUGCUCACGCUCGUGGAGAUUUGCGCCAGCAUCAAGGCGCACGCGCUGGCCUCGCUGCCCAAGUUUGCGCCACAGCUAACGCAGCUGCUCAAGGAACAAGUGCAGCCUGGUCAAGCACCGGAUUAUGUCUGCUGCACUUUGGUAGCAGCCAUACACAAGUUAUUCCAAACAUUGCCUGCCUUUCUGGGUCCCUAUCUGCUGGACAUCAUCAAUGCUCUAACGCGUCUCUCCGUGCAACUGGAUCAAUCGCAGCUGGCACAGGACAAGCGCGCGCUGUCGCUUAAGCAGCGUCUCAAUGAAGUCUGGAGCGCUUUGAUUGAAGGCGUUGAGCUGCGCAUAUUGGUGCCCAGCUGUGCCAAAGCCUACGAGAGUUUGCUGGAGUCCCAGUGCUAUGCCGAGCUGGGCAUACUAAUGCGUCAGCUGCUGGCGCCCUGCAUCAAGCGUUACCAGAAUGCGCAGCUGCUGCCCGUGCAGGAACCACUGUCCGAAUUAUUCUUGCAAUCGCUGCAGUUGCGUUUGCAGCUCAAGGACAAACAGCUGGAGCGUCAGUUGUUGACAGACAUGGAAGCUGCUGCAUCUGAAGCUUUUGUUGCCUGGAUAUUGAAACUAUCGGAGAGCAGUUUUCGUCCAUUGCAUGGCAAGCUGCAUGCCUGGGCCAUGGAGCAGUCGCAGUUGGAGCCGCAGCUUAGCUACUUCUUGUUAACUCAACGCAUGGCCGAGGCGCUCAAGUCGCUCUUUGUGCUCUUCUCCGGUGAACUGCUGGCGGAUGCAGCGCGUCUGCUGUCCGAGCAUCACAUGAGCGAGCUGCCUGACGAUGCCACCGAGCUGGCCAACUCUGUAGAUCUGCUGCAAGCUAUACUUGCCACCUUGCAACAUAUUUUCAUGCACUGCAGCGGCGACUAUAUUAAUGAGCAUCGCUUCAAUACGCUGCUACUGCCUUUGGUCAAUCAACUGGAGAAUGCUUUGGUCUUGCACGAUGAGCAUGCGGCCUUGCAACAAACACUCACCAACUGCAUUGCCCAGCUAGCUGCCGCCUCGAAUGACGUCAUGUGGAAACAGCUCAACCAGCAGGUGCUGCUCAAGACGCGCAACAGUGCGCCCCAGGUGCGCAUCUUGGCCUUCAACAGCAGCGUGGCCAUUGCCCGCAAGCUGGGCGAGAGCUUCACCCCACUGCUGCCCGAGACGAUGCCCUUCAUUGCCGAGCUGCUGGAGGAUGAGCAUGAGCGUGUGGAGCGGAAUACACGCAGCGCUGUGCAGGAGUUGGAAACAAUACUGGGUGAACCGGUACAGAAAUAUUUAUAACAAUAUGCAAUAUGCAAUAACGAUACAUAGAAAAAAUAUGUAAAUGAGUUAAAAUUAAAUGCAUGAAAAA